Molecule: messenger RNA, 2701 nt
Organism: Myiozetetes cayanensis
Lineage: Eukaryota; Metazoa; Chordata; Aves; Passeriformes; Tyrannidae
Gene: CMC1
Product: C-X9-C motif containing 1
Exons: 4
Coding region: 56-379 (107 amino acids)
Cellular component (GO): mitochondrion
Source: RefSeq, a predicted model, not a curated record
UCGAUGCGGUGCGUGCGCGGCGCUUGCGCAGGUGCGGCCGCGCGCGGGUUCGCAGAUGGAGCCUCCCCCCGGCGCCGCAGAAAAUUCUAAGCUGAGACAUGUAGAAAAAGAUGUUUUGAUUCCACAAAUAAUGAGGGAUCGAGCCAAGGAGCUGUGCUCAGAUAAGGUGCAAGCUUUUACUAAAUGCUGUCAAGAAACUGGUUUUCUUAUGGUGGUGAAGUGUCGGGAAGAGAACACAGCAUUGAAAGACUGCCUGGUUGGCUACUAUUCUGACCCAUCAUUCUAUGAAGAAUGCAAAGCAGAAUAUUUGAAGCAAAGAGAAGAAUACAGAGCAACUGGAAUUAGGAAAAAAAGACAGAAGGUUACUUCAAAUGUAUAAUUAAAACUUAAAAUGAACUUCUCACAUUUUAUAUGCAACUUGGAUUUUCAAUUGAUUUAAACAGACUUAAAUGAUCUGUACCCCUGCGUGGAGUUUACCUGAAAUACACAAAAUGAGAUGAAUGGAGAAUAAAAUAAUCUCUAAAAUUAAAUUUUAAAAUUUUCUGUAGUUAAAGAUCUAAAGUAUGCUGUCACAGCUUGUGAGAGAAGUUGCAAAGGUCUAUUCCUCUGUCUGGACUUGAGAUUUUGUUACCAGUUUGCAAAUCCAGAAUGUCCAUUUGGAAUUUAAAGCUUGUGUCUAGUUAUGUGAGGCAGACUACAUAAAAAACUUAAAUUAUUCACCCUUAAAUUGUAUUAACUGAUCACAAAUUGUGUACGCAUUGAAGCUGGUCUGUUAGUCAUCACCUGACACUGACUGUGUAUGGAGAUGCACUUACUAGAAGAGAAGGGUGGCAAAUGCAGAAGAGAAGAGCUGCUCAGAGCAGUGUGAAGUGUCUUUUUCAUGAGAACAUUGAGUCAUAUGAGAGCCUGGUAGUACUUGUGCCUACACUGUGACUCAUUUUUAAAUUACGUUGCCAUAAGGGAUGGAUGCCUUGUGUUUGUGAGUGGCCCAGGCUGACCACUUUGACUCUAGAGGAGAAAGUAACCUGAUCCAGACAUUCUUUGAGAACACUGAAUAAGCUACCACUCUUCAACAAGUGACCACGCUUGCAAAAUUAUUGCAGGUAUAGGUGAGUAAACAACGAAACUAAGCAUGUAAAAUGCAGGUCACUUCUUGCAGGAACUAAGUGCAAGGAAGUCCCUAAUUAAAAAGGAACUUACGAAAGAUCUUUCCUGUGUUGGUACUUGAAGCUGCUUACCUGCAGAACUCUCACAUGCAUAAAUGACUUCACUAGAGAUAGUAAUUCAAAGUUUCACGGGCUAUCUUGGGGUAUCCUUUGAGACAUUCUGACAUAAAAACAAAUUCUUUACAAGUAGGGAAAGGUUGCACUUAAACUUGGUAAUGCCCUGGUUUGAAAAAAAAAAAAAAAAAUUUCAGAGUAAGUAACAGGAUUUGAUACUUUUCCGUCAGAAGAUGCAAAAUUUGACUUAUUUUAAAAGUUUCACCACAAACACAAUAUUGCUCUAAAGCUAUUCAAGUAGAAAAUUCAAAUCAGACUUUGACAUGUGUAUGUGAAGGUCUUAACACUGCAAGUUAGUCCUUACCCUUUAUUCUGUGCCUUUUAUCAGUAAUAAUGUUGCUUCAGCAGAUUGGCUGGAGGACUAGGGAACACUUGUGAAUGAAAAACUGAAGAGAUGUGUAGCAUUCUGCCUUGUAAGGCAAACUUAGGUAGUACUCAGCUCUAAAACUAACCACCUGAAAAUAGUGUAUGUGGAACAGUGUCCUACAUGUGUACGUGCUCUUGUCUCCUUAGUUCAAGCAUUUUUGGAAAAAAAAAAAAAAAAGAUUCCAAAUCAGUUAGUGGAAAAUUAGUUGUUUUACUGUAUUUUAAAAAUGCGUAAACUUAAGGUAGAUAGUGAAAUGUGUUUUUAAAGAUAGUGCCAGUUCUGGUAUGCCAUUAUGAAAAUCUGCUAUAUUUUUAACCUCUGGAAACUUAACCUGGGUAUUUGUAACUGUUGUCAAAAGCCUUUCCAAAGAGGAUUUGUGUGGGAGCAAGCAUUCCCUUAGGGGCAAUGCUGUGUGCUGCCAGUGGUAUGUGUCUGCACUGAGGGCUUACCUGGGCCAUCCUCAGGUUCCCAGCAGAGCUGCUGAUCAGGCACAGCAUCGGCAAUGGGGGUCUCCUUCUCUGUCUCAUCAGAAAGCAUCUUCAGCCAGUGCAGUGACCGGUACUGCAGGGGAGGAAUUAGUGCCUGGAGAGGAACAAAGCCCAGGGUGGAACCUGCAGGUAUUGCUCCCCCACCCUUGACAUGCUGUAUGUGAAUGACAGCCACAACUCACUUCUGCACGGAUAACUAAACCCUGCUCUAAAGCCUGAAAUCCCAUCUGCUGGAUGGUGCUGUCAGCCAAUUACUUCCCGUUACCUACACUGUUGUGUGGGUAAGAAAGGACUGGGUUAUUGUAGCUCCUCCUCUGUUUGCCCUGGGAUGCACUCAGAGCUGGGAUUUGCCCUCGGCUCUGGCAUCAGCUUCCUCUGUAACACAUCCAUGGCCUUAAUGUGACGUUCCCUAGUUCUGAAUUCUUGAUUUCACACCUUUUGCUUUCUUAGUGUCUUGUGCAAUAUCCUGUACUUUAAUUGCAUUUACAUCUUUUAUUUAAGGUUUAAAUGAAAGAAUGAGUACUGUGAAGUGACAAACUCAUACUAGUAAAUUCCUUUUGGGUUUG